AUGUCCACUAAUGACAUUGAGUAUAACUAUGACUUUGAUCCAAAUGUCAAGUUUAAGGAUUACAUCAACAAAGGUGCUGAGAACUACAAGUCAAUCAAUAAUAGAUGGAAGACUACACAAUCUUCAUCAUCAACAUCAUCGACUACAUCAUCAAACAUGAAUACAACAUCAACUUCAACAUCAACAACAACAUCAAGUGUCAACAACAACAACCGUAGUAAUGUCAACAUCAACAAUAACAGUAGUAGUAGCAGCAAUAAUAGCAAUAGAAAUAACAAUAGAAUGGAUUAUAUUAAUAGUGAUAGUGUAGAUGCUAUACAAGUGAUUGAUGAACUACUACACAAGAAUGGACUGUUCUCAAAGAGAGUGCCACUGCCUGACCUGGUAUCAAUACUGGUCGAGGAAUGGGAGACUGAGGAGGCUGCACUCUAA
Molecule: messenger RNA, 432 nt
Organism: Acytostelium subglobosum LB1
Lineage: Eukaryota; Evosea; Eumycetozoa; Acytosteliales; Acytosteliaceae
Exons: 2
Coding region: 1-432 (143 amino acids)
Source: RefSeq, a predicted model, not a curated record